AUAUUCACUCUCCUUCACUCAAGCAGGUUUCUUAACAUUUUUAAAUUUUACAUAUGAUUUUAUACACCCAUCUUCGCUCCUGCCAUUGAUAUUUUCUCUUUGAUUUUAGAAUGUUUAUCAACUUCCUUUUUUGGACUGAAUACUGUGCAUUUAGUUUAGUCAAUGUUUAAUCUGAGAAACUGCCAUUGUAGUUUUGGCUAUGAGUCUAUGGAUAUUAAAAAAAAUGAUUUUACUGUAAUUGACUGGUCUGGGACGUGGUCCCGUUGACAUCGACACGCACUUCCAGUAGCAUUAUUCAUUUUAAUUGUGCAUAGGCACCACCGCACCAGCUUCAAUGGCGGAAAUCACUUCACCAGAAAGGAUCACUCUGUUUUCCCCUUACAAGAUGGCCAACUUCAAUCUCUCUCACAGGGUGGUGCUUGCGCCCAUGACUAGAUGCAGAGCUUUGAAUGGAAUCCCUGGACCGGCUUUGGCUGAGUACUACACGCAAAGAUCCACCCAAGGUGGAUUCCUCAUCACUGAAGGGACUCUGGUCUCCAACACAGCGGCCGGUUUCCCACAUGUCCCUGGGAUUUACAAAGAAGAACAAGUGGAGGCAUGGAAGAAGAUAGUGGACGCAGUCCAUGCUAAAGGCAGCAUCAUUUUCUGUCAACUUUGGCACGUUGGUCGUGCCUCUCAUCAAGUUUAUCAACCUAGUGGGGGGUCCCCAAUAUCUUCAACCAACAAGCCCAUUUCGAACCGGUGGAGAAUUCUAUUGCCAGACGGGUCAUAUGGGACGUAUCCUAAGCCUCGGGCCUUGGAGACCUAUGAAAUACGCGACGUGGUGGAGGAUUAUCGCCGUGCUGCCAUAAAUGCCAUUCGAGCUGGUUUUGAUGGAAUUGAAAUCCAUGGUGCACAUGGAUACCUCCUUGACCAAUUCUUAAAAGAUGGAAUCAAUGAUCGAACCGACGAGUACGGUGGCUCGAUUGAUAACCGUUGCAAAUUCAUAAUGCAAGUGGUUGAAGCAGUAGCCUCAGCCAUUGGUGCCUCUAGAGUUGGUGUUAGAAUUUCACCAGCAAUCGAUCACCUUGACGCCAUGGAUUCCGACCCACUUGGCCUUGGUUUAGCAGUGGUGGAGAGGCUUAACAAACUCCAACUGAAGCAGAGAUCGCAACUCACUUAUCUCCAUGUGACUCAGCCUCGAUACACAGCCUAUGGUGAGACAGAAUCAGGCAGACCCGGUAGUGAUGAAGAAGAAGCCCACUUAAUCAGGACAUUAAGAAAAAACUACGAGGGAACAUUCAUGUGUAGUGGUGGCUUCACUCGGGAGCUGGGAAUGCAAGCCUUAGCGGAUGGUGAUGCAGAUUUGGUGUCUUAUGGUCGUCUUUUUAUCUCAAACCCUGAUUUAGUAUUAAGAUUUAAGCUGAAUGCACCUUUGACUAAGUACAAUAGGAAGACCUUUUACACACAGGAUCCUGUUGUUGGGUACACUGACUACCCUUUUCUUAGCAACGCAAGUGGGAGAUCACGUCUUUGAGUUAAUAUCAUAUGGAAUAUAUCAUUAACUAUUUAUUGUAUUGUAUGGAGAUGAAGUCUUGGUUCUCAUUUACCAAAUAUGCAUAUAUAGUCAUUGACUAGUUGUAGUUGUUCAUAUAAGACAUUGUCUCCUCUCCUGCCGCAUUUUUCCCGGGCAAAUGCCCAAUUAAGCAACAUUAUAAUAAGAAAAUUAAGGGGGGUACGUUUGGAAGUUAUUGUGUAGUUACAAAGUCUAAGUUGUAUAAUUAUUAUAGUCUAUUGAAAAGACAGAAUAGUAAAUAUUGGGUGAUAGUUAAAAAAAAAA
Molecule: messenger RNA, 1819 nt
Organism: Cannabis sativa
Lineage: Eukaryota; Viridiplantae; Streptophyta; Magnoliopsida; Rosales; Cannabaceae
Product: 12-oxophytodienoate reductase 3
Exons: 6
Coding region: 335-1516 (393 amino acids)
Biological process (GO): jasmonic acid biosynthetic process; oxylipin biosynthetic process
Cellular component (GO): peroxisome
Molecular function (GO): oxidoreductase activity; FMN binding
Source: RefSeq, a predicted model, not a curated record